AUGUCAGCCAUCGCCAUCGUGGUUCCGCGUGGCCACGUGAUAUCUUCUGUCACCGCCACGGUACACUACAUGAAGCACCCAUUCGAAGGCAAAGACAAAAAACGAGUCAAGAUUUCGCUUACACACCUAUUUCGCCUGCAAGGUGUUGAGUUUGCGUUUGUUGUUGUUCUGAUCGAGUCGCACCGUUUUCGACGGCCGCUUCUCGACGAUCCUGCUCUCGAACCGCCUUUUUCAAAUCUCAACAUUACGAACACUAUCAUUCACACCUUAUCGACUCUACCGCCAGACUACCGCAUAUCAGGCGAUUAUGUAUUUGCUAUUCAUCUGUCACUGCUGCAAAACAAUAUAUGCAAAGACGUUUCCUUUCUAAACCAUAUCACGGACGCCCCACAUCUACAACACAGAUUUUAUGACCAUUGUCCAAUCAUCAAUCGGGAAAUAGCGUAUCACCAUCCAGGGAACAACAGUAUUCGAGGUGUCAUAUUUCCGGGAAACAGUGCGUCUUCAGCUGGUCCUGGUACUCUCACACACAAAAUAAAUGCGUUAGACGCUUUUACCAUACAAGUAACUGUCACCUUCGGAUUUCAACACGGAACCGACGGCGAGAUACUGGACUAUAUACCACAGCUGGAUUCCUUCUUCCCUCCAGAUGAACUAGCCUGUCGAACGGUCGCUGGACAUGGGGACGACCCACCAUUUGAGCUUUGGUACCUCAAGAACCAAAUGCAGCUGAGCAUCCAAGAUCCGAACUCUGUGAAUGACACAAUUGUCCGUCUCACCGGUUCUGUUGAGAGACAGAAUUCAUGGUACGGCCCAGUGGUCGCUCUAACAAUCGAGAAAGAUGCUUUUCCGAAGAAGUACACAAAUGCACCGUACUAUUCAUCGAGUAUCUUCGUAAGAUUUUUCCAGAGUUCUACCGGUCCCUGGUUCAUGGGACAUUAA
Messenger RNA from Guyanagaster necrorhizus, 942 nucleotides. RefSeq lists its product as uncharacterized. The transcript is spliced from 5 exons. Lineage: Eukaryota; Fungi; Basidiomycota; Agaricomycetes; Agaricales; Physalacriaceae. The coding region runs from base 1 to 942 and encodes 313 amino acids. The record is from RefSeq and is a predicted model, not a curated record.